Saccoglossus kowalevskii is the source of this 1654-nucleotide messenger RNA. Its product is annotated as ubiquitin carboxyl-terminal hydrolase 37-like. The record is from RefSeq and is a predicted model, not a curated record. Gene Ontology annotation, cellular component: nucleus; cytosol. Gene Ontology annotation, biological process: protein deubiquitination; G1/S transition of mitotic cell cycle. NCBI's taxonomy places the organism in Eukaryota, Metazoa, Hemichordata, Enteropneusta, Harrimaniidae. Gene Ontology annotation, molecular function: cysteine-type deubiquitinase activity.
AGAAGAUGUUGAAAAACUGAACAACGAUAUGAAAGAAGACUUUGAAGCCAAGAUUACAGGUGAUGACAAGCCACCUGUAUAUCACAGCUGUCCUGUAACACAGAAUUUUGAGUUUGAAGUGUGUCAUGUAAUUACGUGCAAUCAGUGUAAUGAAGUGGUGACUAAAACAGAACAGUUUUAUGAUCUAUCGGUGGAUAUGCCAAAAAAGAGAGAUGCGAGUGAAAUCAAAUCCAUUCAGUAUACCAUCGACCAAUUCUUCAGGGAUGAGAAAAUUGAAUAUGAUUGCAGUGAAUGCCAUUACAGACAAGCUACUGUCACACAUAAGUUUACUCGGUUACCAAGAAUAUUGAUAUUACAUUUGAAGAGAUACAGCUACAACUUGUCCACUUUGAAAAACACCAAAUUAGCACAGAAUAUAAGGAUUCCAAAUUAUCUAACUUUAUCACUGCAUUGUACAACAAAGACAGAAGUUCCUUUAUCAGCUGAAAGAAAACCUGUGCUUUGUAGUGUUGUAAAACAAGAGAACAAUUUCCAGAGUAAAGAUUGUACAGACGCUGUACCAGCAGUGAGGAAGAGGCUUUACAGUGAUUCUUCAAGAUCUGAAGACAACAAAUCCAGAUUCAACUUCAAACGAGUGCGAAGGAAAUCUGAUGAUUCUGAUAGAACGGAAGAAAAUAAAGACUCGGAAGACUUGUCAAAACUUUCUGAAGCCGAACAGGUUGCGAAAGUGUUGGAGAUAAGUAAACAGGAAUGUGCGAAUCCGAGUUUAUUGUCUCUGUCAGAAGAACAACAAGUUGCGGCAGUCCUUGAAUUAAGCAAACAGGAGAUGAGUCACUGCUUGGUCAGUGAAGAGAUGAAAGAAAAUGAAAUAAAGGCCACUUUGAAACUGAGUGAGCAAGCUUCACAUGAGGUUUCAUUGACAGAUCUUCACAGCCGAGUAAUCAAAGAUGAAAGCAAUUGUGAUGACUUGGAAGAUCAUGUUGAAAAUGGGAGGGAAAGUCACGAUGACAGCCUGCGGACCCAAAUAAAGGAACUAGACAGAAGAAAUAUUACUGGGAAAAUAGAAAAUUUUGAGAUGCAGAAUGCAGGUAAAAAUAAAAAUACAGACUCAGUAUUAAAUGAAUCGAACCAUAAAAAACCUUGUAUUGUAAAUGAACAAGUGCCUCUCAAGAGACCGAUUCUUUCUGAUACGGAUGACUCAGAUUAUUGUGAUGUAAAAUUGAUUAGUCCUGUUGAAAAGAAAGUACAACAUGGGACGUACACUGAAAUGAAAAUGGCAAAGCUGCUUCUGAUAGAAUUGUUUGUAAAGUACGACAUGAGACGUACACGGAAGACGAAAAUGGUACACUGUACAUGGUAAAAAAAGAGAUGUGCAGUGGCAGUCAAAAUAAUCAUGAUUCAGUUUCAAAUAAAGACCAUAAAAAAAAUAUUGUCAAAGGUCAUUUGUCUUUGAAAAGACAGUUUCUCUCUGAUACUGAUGAGUCGGAUCACAGUGACGCAAAAUUAAUUAGUCCUGUCAAAGAUGAAAACGGAGAGACGGUCACGAAUGGAAUUGCGAAGAGAGUACGCCGUGGGACAUAUACAGAAGAUGAAAAUGGUGAACUGUACAUAGUAGACAAUGAUCAAGCAGGCAAUGAUUCAGAUUUACAGAAGG